Molecule: messenger RNA, 618 nt
Organism: Naegleria gruberi
Lineage: Eukaryota; Heterolobosea; Eutetramitea; Acrasida; Naegleriidae
Exons: 1
Coding region: 1-618 (205 amino acids)
Source: RefSeq, a predicted model, not a curated record
AUGAAACCAACAUCACAAUUGGCGAUUCUUUUAGUUUGUGCCCUCCUUGUUUCCUUAUCUCAUGCAGCUGAUGACUGUUUAGAUAAUAGCUAUGCCAUUCCAACAGCAAGCUUAAUCACAGUAAAUGGCAUUCCUUCAACUGUGGAUGAAGGUUUCUCCAUCCUCUGGAACACUGGUCUUAAAAUCAAAUCACCAUACUUUGUCAAUAUUUACUAUGGAUUGAACAAUGGCAAUUUCUUCUUGUUGAAGAAUUGUAAAUCCACUGCUAACAAUGGUAAUGCUUAUUGUGGAACUAAUAAUUUCUUGGCCUACAUUAGACACUCUUCAAAUGGACACAAUAAGAGAGUCAUUCAUCAAGUUUAUUCAAAUGGUACUUUGGCCGAAAGGAUUGGUUUGGAAUCAGAUGAUUACAACACUGUUUCUAAAGGUUGGUAUGUUAAGGCUGAUAACUGGACUGAUGUUUAUCAAUUCGCUUCAGGUGGUUCUGGUAGAACAUUCUGCAAAUCAUUCAGUAAUGGUGUUAUUGCUGUUGACAGAGAUGCUAGAGAACCAUGUUCAGCAUGUUUGGAAAAUUCAUACUCUGUACCAGCUUCUAGAGUUUUGCAAUGCCUGAAUUGA